AGAAGUCCCCCCUCUGAACAGUUAUGUAGCUGUCAUGUAGUCGGUUGUCUCAUCGAUAUUUUACCUCUUCGUAGAUUUUUUCGCUCAGCAUGGCUUUUUUUAAAUCAGCGAUGACUUAUUCCAGCAGGCUGCUAACGACACUCAAAAAACAGACGCACGUCGUUUACAUCAAGAGGACGCUGCUCCUGCCCAGACUGACGCUCCUCAAACGCGCAGAUGGCAGAUUCAUCACCUUCGGGCGACAGUCGAGCUCCGCAGCAGCCGGAGCAGAGAAAGGAGAAGACUCCUUUCUCAAAUGGUUCCUGCUGCUCAUCCCUGCCACCACCUUCGGCCUGGGUACAUGGCAGGUGAAACGGCGUCAGUGGAAAAUCCAGCUGAUCAAUGAGCUGAACAGACUCACGACUGCAGAACCCAUUCCUCUCCCUCUGGAUCCUCAUGAGCUGAAAAGCCUCGAGUACAGGAGGGUGACGGUGCGCGGGCGGUACGACCACUCACAGGAGCUGUACAUCCUGCCCCGCUCACCGGUCGACCCAGAGAAGGAGGCCAGAGAGGCGGGCAGGCUGUCGUCAAGCGGAGAGACCGGUGCUAAUGUCAUCACUCCCUUCCACUGCACUGACCUCGGCAUCACAAUCCUGGUGAACAGAGGAUACGUGCCGAAGCAAAAGAUCAGACCAGAGACCAGGAUGAAGGGACAGGUGGAAGGGGAAGUGGAUGUGGUCGGCGUGGUUCGGCUGACAGAGACUCGUAAACCCUUUGUACCAAACAACGACGUGGAGAGAAACCGCUGGCAUUACCGAGACCUGGAGGCCAUGGCCAGCAUCACAGGAGCUGAGCCCGUCUUCAUUGAUGCAGAUUUCGGGAGCACCAUUCCUGGUGGACCAAUAGGUGGACAGACCAGAAUCACACUCAGGAACGAACAUAUGCAAUAUAUAGUCACAUGGUAUGGUUUAUGCGCAGCAACUUCCUACAUGUGGUAUGCAAAGUUCAUCAAGAAGAUUAAAUUUUGAUUCAACGCCACCAACUUGCUGUAUUAUAUAUGAAUACUCCAUGAAAUAUGGCAAAGCAAAUUCAGUUUGCUGCAUACAUUCACUGACAGAUAUGUAAAUAGUUGAUUAUUCUCAUUAAACAUGUGAGAAAAUAAAUAUGAAUUCAUUUCA
Messenger RNA from Plectropomus leopardus (leopard coralgrouper), 1157 nucleotides. It is a transcript of the gene surf1, whose product is annotated as SURF1 cytochrome c oxidase assembly factor. Lineage: Eukaryota; Metazoa; Chordata; Actinopteri; Perciformes; Serranidae. Gene Ontology annotation, biological process: mitochondrial respiratory chain complex IV assembly. The record is from RefSeq and is a predicted model, not a curated record. Gene Ontology annotation, cellular component: mitochondrion; membrane.